Molecule: messenger RNA, 2133 nt
Organism: Linepithema humile (Argentine ant)
Lineage: Eukaryota; Metazoa; Arthropoda; Insecta; Hymenoptera; Formicidae
Gene: Ets97D
Product: DNA-binding protein Ets97D
Biological process (GO): cell differentiation; regulation of transcription by RNA polymerase II
Cellular component (GO): nucleus
Molecular function (GO): sequence-specific DNA binding; DNA-binding transcription factor activity, RNA polymerase II-specific
Source: RefSeq, a predicted model, not a curated record
UCUGGCUACACGAUUAAUGUAGCAUGACAUUGGCUCUUAUUCUUCUGGCAUUAUAUACACCAAAUGUGACCAAAUGUUCGCUGGGCAUUGCUGAUGCAAACGAAUAUUUUGUUGAAGAUUUUAUUUAUAGUGUUAAUUUAAAUUAUAAAUUGUUCACCCAUUAUAACGCAUUUAGCACAUUAAUUGACAUGGAACUAGAAAAUCACCGGAAAAGUUCUGAUAAAAGUUUUGAUACUGAUGAUGAAGCGGAUUAUGCUAUGAUAAGGCAAAUAAAAAUGGAACCUGAAACGAUCUUCUCACCUCCUGAAGAUGAUAUUAUGGCACAACUGCAACAGGAUAGCUCUGAUUUGGAAGUUGAACCUAGUUUUACUUUAGAAGGUGCCUCAAAUGGCGAGUAUUGCAAUGAAGGAAUAUUAAUGCAACACAUGGAUAUCAGAGAACCAUUAUCUACAUUAAGAAGCCUUUUGGAAGAGAGGUUAACUAUGGAUUUGAAGAAUUAUUCAUUUUGGCUGCAAAACGCACAGGUGUUGGAAAAUCAUAAAAAUUUAGUGGAUCAAUGUGUCCAAGGAGAAGGACUAGUUCAGAUUAAUGUACAAGUAAAGCCUAUGCUGAAACGCAUCAAUAUAGUAGAUGUUCUUAAACCAGCAGAAGAUUAUAUUGAAGAUACAGAAAGUAAUUCACCCGUACCUGUGGCUCAAGAAAAUAAAAGAAAUGUCAUAAAAUGGAUGGUAGAUGCAUACUAUAAAAGGGAACAGGAACGUUUAAAAAUACCAAGCGAUCCAAAAGAAUGGUCAGAAGCUCAUGUUAAACAUUGGUUGCAAUGGGCUGUUAGACAAUUUAAGUUGAUAUCGUUACGAUUGGCUGAUUGGAAUAUAACCGGAGCGCAAUUGUGUAACCUUACUAUAGAUGAGUUUCAUGCAAAAGUGCCUCUUGACCCAGGAGAUGUAUUCUGGACGCAUUUUGAACUUCUUAGAAAAUGCAAAUUUGUUGCUGUAGUGCAAAAAGAUACACCAGAUUCACCCAAUGAAGCUAUUGCGGAGAAGUUGAUUAAAGCGCGAAAUCAAAAAGUGAAAUCCAAGUCUACAGGAAAUCAACAAGCGCGUGUGGUUUCCAAUAUGCCAUUGGAGAACGUCGAUCCGGCUUCGAUCCCUGUAACCCCUUCUAAUCGUGCUGUUAAUAGUGGUCAAAUACAGUUGUGGCAAUUUUUAUUAGAAUUAUUAACCGACAAAGAAUAUAGAAGUGCAAUUCAGUGGGUGGGAACUGAAGGGGAAUUCAAACUUAAUCAGCCGGAAGCAGUGGCACAAUUGUGGGGAGCACGCAAAAAUAAGCCGUCGAUGAAUUAUGAGAAAUUGAGUAGAGCGCUUCGAUAUUAUUACGAUGGUGAUAUGAUUUCCAAAGUUCAUGGUAAACGGUUUGUUUAUAAAUUUGUUUGUGAUUUGAAACAGCUGUUGGGCUAUUCGGCUGCAGAGUUGAGUAAACUUGUCGAGGAGGGAAGAAGAUACUUCUGAUGAAAUCAUAUACCUAAUUACUAUUAAAAGAAUUUUUAUUAUAAGCAUUUUGAUAUUUUCACUAUCUUGUUUAAACAUAAUUUCAUGCGGUAAAUAAUUGUAUAUAUGGACAAGUAUAGUACUUUAUAUUCUUAUGUUACUUUAAAUAUAGCUUUUUCAUCAGUCAUAUUUCGUUAUUUCUUCAUUACUUAUAAAUUUAUAAAUUCCUUUUCAUAUUUUUUUUUUAAACAACUUGAGAGUAAGUGAUUUUUCCACAUAACGUCAUAUCAGAAUUGAUGAAAGUAGUGAAAUGCUAUAGUGAAAUAAUAUUAAUAUUUACAUAAAAGUAGAUUUUCAACAUCAAUUAAAAGCGUUUACUUUACUGUAGUUGGUUUAUUAAACUUCAUAAUAUAUAUGCAUGUGAAAACAGCACAAAAAUAUUUUAAAAAUCUGAAAGUGAUGAGUGUUUAAUGUUCAUUUUAUAACAGUUAAAUCAUUAAAGUCAUAUUCCUUAUGCAUGUAAAUUAUAGAUGUAUUUUAAUAAUUUUUCCUUGGACAAGACAAGUAGGAGAAUAUCCUCUUUACUACAUGAUGUACAGAAUGUGUAUAUACAAAUAUAAUUAAUAAAUUUGAUUUUAAGUCAUGA